CAGACUAUUGGAGUGUGUGUGUGUGUGUGUGUACCAUAUAAAAAGGGGCUUAUAUGGUAAGGCUAACACACACCCUAUGUCUGGUUUUUUUGUUUGUGGGUUAGGGAAAAUCAUCGUCUAGUCUAAUAUUAUUUUUUCGCACACACCAAUUUUUGUACAUGAUACAUUUUAAUCCCAUUGAAACAAAAUUUGCCCGCCAGAAAUGUUUGUGAAUUAAAAUUUGAAUUUUUGCGCCAUUGUUGUUUGACAAUCUUUUUAACAGACGCUACUUAAAAAGCUCUUGUUACACACACACACACUUGUUUUUUAAGGCCAAUAUAACAAGUGUCAUUCGAACGACCCUUGGAAUGACGUCACGUCAAAUUUUAUGGACAUAUUUUUUAAUUUCUAGAAAAUCUUGGCGAGUUGGGAAGGUCAAAGGGGAGUGAAAGAUAACUUGUGGGUGGUGAAGAGGAUGGGUCUGAAAAAAUGGGAUUACUUUUUUAGUUGUUUUCCCCCCUUUAGGUACUGGAAACAUUUAACCUGAGGGGGGGGGGGGGGUGAUGGGGUGAAAAAUUAUUGCAAUCGAGAAAAAUCAUUUCUAGAAGAUUCCUUGAUUUUUCUUCCAAUUUUUCCCUCCAAAAUAUUUUUCUGACAUACUUUUGCGUUAUAUUUUAAUUUCCAUUUGAUUAUUGCCGGUUUUUAUUCCGCAUUUUAGUGCAACCAUUUCCCUACGCGCAACUCAUGCCGGCUAGUGGGCACUUUAACGGGACCGGUUAGUCAUUUUCGCUGAAAGUAAUCAUUGAUAAGACUUGAUUGACUCAUUAAAAGAUGAUUCACCUCAUGAAAAUGCAUUGAAUGAAAUAUUUCAAUAAUGACAGUUGCGAGAAAUGCCCAAGAAAAUUGAAAUUAUUGUUGGCAAGGAUCUAGAUUUCUCGUAGUAGUAGUGUGCGGAGCGAUACAAAAACGAUCCGCCCUAAAGGCAUCGAACACCCACCCACCCCCUACUACUAGCCUCCUCCCCCCUCUUUUGAAAGGGCCUCUCUCUCGCUUCUUAGACAGCCGUUCGAAUCCUUUUUGAUGCCAGUCACAGGGUGGAUGUCGAGUCGGUAACAUUGUCUCUCUCCAACUCGCUCUGAAACGUCCCUUUCAACUAUUCGAAACGAUUCGAUUAAUUCUGUUCCCGGCCAAUACCCAUUACUCUGUCUGAUCAAUUUUUCAUCACGACGAAACAAAUAAGUGCACAAUUCAAACGGAUUAUCCAACUUGUUUAUUCGACUUUUUUUUUAAACACCGAAUGUCACGGACGUGCGAGUGUGUUGUUGGUCCGUGAUUUUGUGUUGAAGAGUGUUGACAAGUUUUCUACCCAAAACACUUGAAAGAUUAAAAGAAACAAUUUGUGAAAUGGCAGCCAUCAGUUUUUCAUCGAUGAUGUGUGAACCGUUUUCUUUCGGUCACAACGAUCCGCUCUUUUCGUCCACCGGCAUCAUGACAUGUUCCGAUCUCCAGUUUGACAUGCCCACGCCGCCCGUCUCUCCGACUCGCAGCAAUGACAUCGACAUUAAAGUUGAAACAACAACGACGACAGCCAUCGAGGAAGAUCUCGACCUCGGAUUGGGCGAAUUGAUUAACGGAAUUGACUUUCUGGACGGAUUCGAUCCAGAUUCUUGGCUAAACGAUUUACAAACUGAUGCUGUCGUGCCCGAAAUUCUCCUCUCCGAUAACAAUAAUACGAAAUGUGAUGUCAACGAAUUGAGACACGAUUGCAUGUGGGCUGGACAUUGCCCAGCUGAAGAGCAUCGCGGCAAGAAAGACCUAGUCCAGCUGCCUUGUUUGUUGUCAUCUAGCCCUCCUGAAUCGACCGUUUUAUCCUUGGCCAGUUGCUUACCCUGCGUAUUGCCCGUUGUCGGUGGUAGCCGAACCCGACUGGAUACAUUGGGAUCCAUCAGACCUGAAACGCCACUCUCCCUGUCUGAUUCUGAGCUGGACGCCGAUCAGUUGACCAGCGAUGAAGGAAGUAACAACAACAAAGGUCGCCAUUCUUCUUCUUCAUCGUCUUCCUCCUCCUCAUCAUCAUCUUCUGGCGAUGAAUCCGAGUCUGAUGAAGAUCGACCCAUCACCCAUUAUCAGGCCACUCUACCGCCCAAUAUUCAUCCGGUGCGGAGUCAUCAGAUCCGUAAAAUCAACAACAAAUCUCUGGUCAAGAUGGUGGUGUCGCCAUCGCUCAUUACCGAUCACAGUUACAGUCACAGCGAUCAUUCUUACCACACUCAAAGGAGACCGGCCAUGCCCGAUCAUCACAUGGCCAUUCCCUUCGACCUUGGUGCACCGACACCUUCCGAUUCCGAAGAAGAAAUUGAUGUCGUCUCGUUGGGUGAGGUGUUGCGGAUGAAUCCGUCAGCUGCCGUUUCUUCCAUGACCACAACAUCAUCGCAUGGCAAGUCAUCGACAACGACGUCGCUCACCACUAACCUAACCACGACGACGUUGACCAGCAGCAGCACCUCGGUCGCUCCGCUACGACUCAAACUGAAAGUUGCACCUGCUGCUGCUGGUAACGGCCAAGUUUUGAUGCGCAAAGCUCUUCCGUCGCAUCCGUCCGCCUUGGUUAGACAGCAGCUCCAAUUGGCUGUGGCGUCUGCUGCUCAACAGCGCAAGCAUUCAGAGUCGUCAAAGAAAUCCUCUGGUGAAAUCAAGUUGAAGAGCAACAGCCACCACAGCAGCGAGCGGAGCAGCAGUAGCAAUAGUAGCAACAGCAGUAAAAGACCGCGGUCUUCCGGCAGCGGCGAAAGCGGUUCCAGUUCCCCGCGGAAACGUUGCUCCCGGGCGGCUAGCGAUUCGGAAGACAGCUGCGAAAAACGCUCCCAGCACAAUUCGAUGGAGCGUCAACGAAGAGUCGAUCUGCGUAACGCUUUCGAAUUUCUUCGAUCGCUCAUUCCUGACCUGGAAGCGACGGAUCGAGCGGCUAAAGUCGUCAUUUUGAAAAAAGCCGCCAACUUUUGUCAAGGUUUGACCAAUAGGGAAAAACAAUUUGUCGCCGAUAAAGACGCCCUGCAAAAACGUCAAGAAAUGCUCCGCAAGAGAUUGGCACUGCUUCAGCGCCGGCGCUAAAA
Molecule: messenger RNA, 3092 nt
Organism: Daphnia pulex (common water flea)
Lineage: Eukaryota; Metazoa; Arthropoda; Branchiopoda; Diplostraca; Daphniidae
Exons: 4
Coding region: 1384-3090 (568 amino acids)
Biological process (GO): regulation of transcription by RNA polymerase II
Molecular function (GO): protein dimerization activity; DNA-binding transcription factor activity, RNA polymerase II-specific; RNA polymerase II cis-regulatory region sequence-specific DNA binding
Source: RefSeq, a predicted model, not a curated record